GCCGUCAUCGUGCAAACAUAACCUUUAAAAGCUUCAGUCCGGUAAUUACGUAUUUUGAUAUAUUUGUAUUAAUUAAUUGUUUAUAGUUUUUUUUUUGAAAAUAUUGUGAAUAAAUUAGUUAGGAUUUCAGUUAAAUAGUGAAAAUGGAUCGCAAAAGUAUUGGAGGUUUAAUUGGUAAAAGUUUUAAUUCGCCAAGGAAACGAGUGCCAAUGGUACAAUCUUUAAAAAGGAAUAGUUCAACUUUGAGUGUAUCAGGACGUUCAAAUCAAUCGACACAAAUUAUUUGUCGAACGGCUGGUCAUAUAGUGGAAAAUUUUGGAUCAUCUUUGCCGGUUUUGGUGACUGAGGCAUUGACAUUUGUUGAUCGAAAUGCCGCUGUCAGUGUUGGAAUUUCAGUUGACGGAUGGGUUUGGCUUGUUUGUGGACGACGUUUACUUGUAUGGCAAUGUAAAACAACAAUUCACGAUGUCAAACAAAGGCGAACAUUCAAAAGUCAAUGUCGCGAACUUCUUUUGCCACAAAGUGAUCUUGCUCACAAAGCAGAAUGUAUUGCAGUUUGGCUACCACAAGGACAUCAGGUUCCGAGUUGUAUGGCAGUUUCUCCAGAAGGAGUUGUCAGAUUUUGGACAAGUGUAUCUCACGAGGGUUCCUCAGUGGAAACAAGUGCUGAACUUGCUGGUCAAGAAGUCGAUUGUUUGACACAUGUUCCAGGUCAUGGCUGUAUUCUUGCAACGACAACUUGCACUGUUGCUCUUCUUCAGCCACAAUUUGUUAAUGGAAAAAAUACAAUUUCAUGUCGAGUUCUACGUACAAGUCAAGGAUGGCUUGGUGGAAUUGGCCGAAGAAUGUCAUCACUUAUUUUCGGAGCAAUUCCACAAUCUCCAGUUACAGAAACGAAAUUAGUCAAGGUUGUUUGCACAAAUUUUACUGACAAAGGUUCGAGGGUUUUAAUCCUCGCCGGCACUUCUUUACAGUAUUGGUCCUUUCCACAAGGUGAACAAGAAAAAAUGGAAUUUGAGGAGGAUGUUGGUCAAAUUGUAUCACAAGCAUUUCAACGAAGAAUUUGGGAAUCAAGUGCUUGCAGUCCUCAGAAUAUGGAUACGUGGCUAAUUGAUAUGCAACCUUACGAAGAAGGAAUUGUUUUAUUUGUGGCUGCUCACAGUCCAGAAGUUUCUACAAAGGUUCAUUUUGCUAUCGGUUUUGUUCCUCUGAAUGGAACAACAUUGGGAAAUGCAUUCAAAUGGUUUAUGCCAGUGAAACUUGGUUAUUUUAUUUAUAACGAGAAUCCAGUUUGUUUGGAUAUUGUUUUGUCUUAUCGUUUCAUUCUCUCUGGAUGGGAGGCGAUAAUUUAUAAUGAGCACAAUGUUAUUAUAAUAAACACACUCGUUGAACAUGAACAGGAUAAAGUAGAUAUCGUGAGAGGUGGUGAAGAUAGCAUUCUCGGUGGUGCUUUAUGUUCGGGAACUCCCGUUUUGUUCACUAGAAAUCUUGGACUUGUUUCAAUUAUACCAAAUGAUUUUACAACUCAGGAUUUCAAUGCAAGUUAUUCGGAUGUUAGUGCAAGUGUUGAUUACAGUUGUAACGCAAGUAUGGCUGGUGAAAAUUUUUAUACGAUAACAAGGAAUGAGGAAUUACAAGAAAUGUUUUGUAGAUCAGAUCCUUGUGCACAAUUACGAGCUGCAUUUCUUCUUCGCUUACGUCAAAACAAGGCACAAUGCGAGGAAAUUCUUUCUCAACUAUUUCCAUUACAAGAAGAACCAGUUAUGGAUAUUGAUGCGAAUCUUGAUACUCUUAUUUUAAAAGUGGCAAAGGAUUUAAUUGACGAUUAUCCUGCAAAUGAUCCUCGAUGGACCAAUCAUCGUGAUUUAUCAAUGACGUUAAAUUCCGUUACAUCAAUGCACAUACCUCAUCAAUUGGAAGCGAAACAAAAAGCUUUAGAUCUAUUUAUAACAUUUUUAAAAGAAUACGGAUUAUGGGAUAGAUUCUGCGCUGUUUCAUAUAGAGGAAUAAUUAUGUCGACAUCAUUCGUUUUAGCUGAGUACGCUGAGAAAAUUGUCGCAUCUCUAUCAAUUUAUAAUAUUCAACAGAAAUUCGCAGACAUUGUCGAUGCAAUAAUAGAAAAAACUUUAAAGCCAGAAGCAUACGUUUCGGAUGAACUUAGCUCGCAUGAUAUUUUCUAUCGAGAAGUGAGCACUGUUCAUAGAUUUUUGCCAAAUUUGGUAGAAAGUGCAGUUGAAGUGACACAAUCAGAAAGGCCAACACUUCAAAUUGCUCAGUAUAUAAUGCACAUUAAUUCCAUUCUUUUGAGUAUAUUGCACGAAGUUGUAAAAUAUAGACAGUACAAUGCAGAGAGAUUUGCACCUUCACGAUGUUCAAGUGGAAUUGCCGAAUAUCUUCCAUGGACGGCUGCUACAGGAAAACACAGUUUAAAAACUUGUCUCAACACAAUGCAAUCAUUAACACUAAAACACGGUGUUGUUGGAACCAAUGAUUCAUCAUUAAGAAAUGUAUUAUAUGAACAACUAGUCAGCCUCAUUGAUUUAAUACUCGAUGGACGAAAAUGUCAUUUAGAGAGUAUUCGUGGAACUGAGAAAUUUGAAAUUUUACUUAAACAAUACGAGACAGAGCGAACCAAUUUAAUUCAACCGCUUGUUAAAGAAGAACAAUAUGAAAAUGCGGCGAUGCUUGCUGAAAAAUAUUACGAUUUUGCAGCUUUGGUUCAAAUUUGCGAACUAACGAAUAAUAAAACUCGUUUAGAUAAUUAUAUGGAGAGAUUUGCUUCACAUGAUUUUGUGGGAUUCCUCUUCUCUUGGUAUGUAAAAGACGGACGACAAGGUCAAUUAAUUGAACGAUGUAGACGAGGUGGGGCUCCUGAAUUAACAGAAAGAUUAUCUGAACAUCCCUCAAUAUCUUGGGUGCAAACAGCAUUAACUGACGAAUUACGUCUUGCUGCAAAUACACUUCAUUCAUUAGCCACUCAAGAAAAUGAACUUGUUACCAGGAAAAAAACGAUGUUAUCGCUUUCAAAACUUGCUUUAUUGGCAUCUAAUGAACCUGAGAAUGAAAUAAAGGAUUGUACCAAUAGAAUAAAUAGAGAACUCUCUCUAAUUGCUCAUCAGGAAGAUUUACCUGCUGAGGUGCUUGCUACCUAUGGAUACGAUAUUGAUAAACUUCGAGUACUCACGCCAACUGAGCUUAUUAUUUUAUAUACUUGUGAGGAAAAUGAUGGCUCUAAUGAGUAUGAUUUCAAGAAGGCACUAGAUUUGUUAGAUUUUGUCGAGCAGGAAGAAGAGAAAGCAUCAUUAAAAUUGAGAAUAUGGGCACGAGUUGCACGACGAGAUAAAUGGGAUAUUGUCACAAAAAAUCCAGAGCAACAAGUACAAGAGACAUUGUUCUUUAAAUUAAUGGAUCUCACUCAUUUUAUGGGUAAUAAAAUCGAAACUUUUCUUCCAUCGGUCGAUUUACUUCUUGCCGAACAAGAAUUAGGAGAUCUCGCAGCUUCCAGUAAUUUUCAAUAUCUCAUUAAGUUAGUUUAUGAAUACGCUUAUCAUAAUUAUUAAUUUUUAUUAAGACAAAUAUUGUAUAAUUCAAAGAUUUCAUAAUAAAUUUUCAUUUUUACAAAAAAAAAAAAAAUUCUUUAUCAAUGUAAUAUAUUGAAAGUAAUUACUGAUUUUACUAAAAGAUUUUUCUAAAUUAAAAAAUUUGUAUUUUUAAUUAAAAUAAAUAAAUAUAUUGUUUACUU
Molecule: messenger RNA, 3742 nt
Organism: Leptopilina boulardi
Lineage: Eukaryota; Metazoa; Arthropoda; Insecta; Hymenoptera; Figitidae
Gene: Nup133
Product: nuclear pore complex protein Nup133
Exons: 19
Coding region: 144-3560 (1138 amino acids)
Biological process (GO): poly(A)+ mRNA export from nucleus; protein import into nucleus; transcription-dependent tethering of RNA polymerase II gene DNA at nuclear periphery
Cellular component (GO): nuclear pore outer ring
Molecular function (GO): structural constituent of nuclear pore; protein binding
Source: RefSeq, a predicted model, not a curated record